This is a messenger RNA of Brassica napus (rape), 984 nucleotides long. Its product is annotated as ras-related protein RABF2a-like. The record is from RefSeq and is a predicted model, not a curated record. The transcript has 7 exons. The coding region runs from base 247 to 849 and encodes 200 amino acids. Lineage: Eukaryota; Viridiplantae; Streptophyta; Magnoliopsida; Brassicales; Brassicaceae. Gene Ontology annotation, molecular function: GTP binding; GTPase activity.
ACUCUUGGCUGGGGGUUCCUCACAAGUAUCGUGCCGUAUAAUAUUUGUUUCUUUGACCUUUCUCUGGCUUUAUUUUGCUUUCAUCGUCGUCGUCGAGAGAGAGAGAGAGAGCAAUAUAAAGAUAGAUUUGGUUGUGUGUGUUUGACGAAGAAGCUUCUUCGCUCUUCUCGUUUGGAACUUUUCUCCGUCUUUAGAUUGUCAACGCGUUUCUCAUCUGCGAUUUCUCGGAGCUUCAGAUCAACAAUCAUGGCCACCGCUGGAAACAAGAACAUCAACGCCAAACUGGUAUUACUUGGGGAUGUUGGGGCUGGAAAAUCAAGUCUUGUGCUUAGGUUUGUCAAAGAUCAGUUUGUUGAGUUCCAGGAAUCAACCAUAGGUGCAGCUUUUUUCUCUCAAACACUGGCUGUGAAUGACGCAACUGUGAAGUUUGAGAUAUGGGAUACAGCUGGUCAGGAACGUUACCAUAGCUUGGCUCCUAUGUACUACAGGGGUGCAGCUGCUGCCAUUAUUGUCUUUGACAUUACUAAUCAAGCGUCAUUUGAGAGAGCGAAGAAAUGGGUUCAAGAACUGCAGGCACAAGGUAACCCUAAUAUGGUGAUGGCUCUUGCUGGAAACAAAGCUGAUUUAUUGGAUGCAAGGAAAGUGUCUCCAGAGGAGGCAGAGACAUAUGCGCAAGAGAACAGCCUUUUCUUCAUGGAAACCUCAGCGAAGACUGCAACAAAUGUCAAAGACAUCUUCUACGAAAUCGCAAAAAGGCUACCGCGCGUGCAGCCAGCAGAAAACCCAACAGGGAUGGUUCUCCCAAACGGGCCAGGAGCUACGGCAGCAAGCGCAUCAUGUUGUGCUUAAGAGAGAUAUCUUCUUCUUAUCUUUGACAAUGUCGCUUUACUUUGAUUGCAUUGACAACAAAAGUGUAUAUGCAUGAUAUUUCAAACCUUGUGGAAUCUAAAAGUAUUUGUAUUUGAAAGAGAGGUUUGGAUCUCA